CAUCUGUGUCAUCUAUUGAGUGAUACUAACUUUUUCCAUUCAACUAGGGGUUAUUUGAGAAGUCUACACCUUUACCAUCUCAGAAUGAUGGAUGGCGAGUCCUUAUCUCCUGUGUUGUCAGCCUGUUUAAAUCUCACUGAUUUGAAGAUUGUUGGAUUUGUUUCAGGACGCGGGUUAAAUCCACUAGAGCAGUUAGGUUUACUCACGAGAAACUGUCGCUUGAUAGAGAACCUGUUCAUAGAGAUAUAUAAUUCAGCAGGCCGUAUAACAGAUUCAAGCUUGUUAGAGUUUGGGGAUAAUUUCCCCAACUUAAUUUCGCUAUCACUCCUAUGUUUUCGGCUAAAUGACGCAAUAGCACAAAAAUUAAUUAAGGGUUUUCGUCACCUGAAGCACAUUAAUUUGUCGAGAUCGCCUGUAAUUAGUGGUUGCUUUUUGAGGGGUUUGGGACUUUGCUGCAAAGAUAGUCCACUGGAGACUCUACUAUUGUGCAACUGCAAUUCUCUAAAGGAGAGAGAAGUUUUGCUGUUUUUGAAUUCUUUACUCGACGGAGACUUCAAAUCCAUUCGACUUAUCGACGUAUCUAACAACCAAGGUUUAGUCUCUGACUCUGAUGAUGAAGGCAGUAGUUCUUCUGGACCAAGGUGUAGAAUCAAAACAGAGCUCAAAGAACAGAACACAAGUAUCUUAAUAAGAAUUGCUCUCUUAUUAAUCUUAAGGAAACUUACUCAAAACCUUAAGUCUCAAAAUCUCAUAAGUUGUGCUACAAACUAG
This is a messenger RNA of Camelina sativa (false flax), 771 nucleotides long. Its product is annotated as F-box protein At4g02760. NCBI's taxonomy places the organism in Eukaryota, Viridiplantae, Streptophyta, Magnoliopsida, Brassicales, Brassicaceae. The record is from RefSeq and is a predicted model, not a curated record.